Priapulus caudatus is the source of this 1107-nucleotide messenger RNA. Its product is annotated as probable G-protein coupled receptor B0563.6. The record is from RefSeq and is a predicted model, not a curated record. Gene Ontology annotation, cellular component: membrane. The coding region runs from base 1 to 1107 and encodes 368 amino acids. The transcript has a single exon. Gene Ontology annotation, biological process: G protein-coupled receptor signaling pathway. Gene Ontology annotation, molecular function: G protein-coupled receptor activity. Lineage: Eukaryota; Metazoa; Priapulida; Priapulimorpha; Priapulimorphida; Priapulidae.
AUGUCGACGUGUGAAUACACGGAGCGGGAGCACCGCCACGAGAGGGCGCUGUUAUUAAUCGACAAGCCGACGCAGGUUUCUGCAAACCAGACGUCGUGCGACGACGACCCGGUCGCCGCCGACACCGACGCGCUCUUCCUCGUCACGUACGCCGUCGUCAUGCCGACGCUGUGCUGCGUCGGACUCGUCAGCAACGUCGUCAACCUGUGCGUGUUGCGUCGCGGCGCCGAUGCGGUCGCCACCGGUACCGCGCGCGCUGUCGGCAGCGGCGUCGGCUGCUUCGCGUCGCCCGCGUACGUCUACCUACGCUGUCUCGCCGUCGCCGACCUCCUAGCGAUGGCGUUUUGUCUGCCGAUGGCGGCGACGCGCGCGGUCGGGUCGCCGUACGCCAGCCGCUGGGUGGCGCUCUACACGGCCCGCCUCAGCCUCUUCCUCGUGAAUGCUGCGAUCGCUGCCAGUAAUCUUCUCGUUCUCGCCUUCACGACGGAGCGCUACGUCGCCGUGUGCCGACCGACGGUCACCAGGGGGCGCACGCAUCGCGCCAGCCGCGUCGUCGCCGCGGUGAUCGGUAUCUACAGUGUCGUCGUCGCGACGCCGGAGCUGUUCGCGUGGCGCGUCGAGGACGUCGGUGGCGCCACCUACGCGGUGGUUUAUAACGGCGGGUAUUUGGAGAGCGUGUGGCUGUGGUUGGUGUGGCCGUGGCUGAAGGAGAUGACGACGAAGAUGAUGCCGAUAGCAGCCGUCGCCGCGAUGAACCCGCUGAUCGUACGUCGCUACCGCCGUCGGGCACGCACCAGCGACGACCGACGACGCGCGCGCGACGAGCGGCGCCUCCUGGUGGUGCUCGCGGGAGUCUGCGCGGCGUUCGUGGUUCUGUCGACGCCGUCGGCCGUGGCGACGGUGAUGUAUAACGACGCGCGCAUGCGCAGUUACGCGUUCGUCGUCUUCGUCUGCGUGAGCAACUGCAUGGAGAUCGCGAACAACGCGCUCAAUUUCUACGUCUAUAGCGUCGCGAGCUCCGACUUCAGACGACACUUGCGCCACCUGUGCGCCUGCAAUAAGGUGGCGCCAUCUAUGGAGACGAGCGAAACGAGCGUCGAGGGAUGA